CUCUCUCCCUCUCGAUCCGGCCUCUCCAUAGUCUCGCCCUCUCGAACGCCGCCGGCCUCCGCCUCUCUCCCGUCCGUCUCUCGUCUCUCCCUCUUCGAUGGCGUGGUAGACCGAAAGGAGAGGGGACGGCAGCGGGGAAGCACGAGCAUCUGCGGCGGCCACGGCGGGCUAGCAGUGGGGCGGCACAAGCGGCUACGGCGGCUACCGGCGGCGCAGACAGUGCUGUAUACCAGGUAACAACGAUGAAGGUCAAAAUUCUUCAGUGGCAUGCGGUGGCUUCUUGGACAUGGGACGCACAGGAUGAGACAUGUGGCAUAUGCAGGAUGGCUUUUGACGGCUGCUGCCCUGAUUGUAAGUUCCCUGGUGAUGAGUGCCCAAUAAUUUGGGGUGCCUGCAACCAUGCUUUCCAUCUUCACUGCAUACUCAAGUGGGUCAAUUCUCAAACAUCAACCCCCCUUUGCCCCAUGUGUCGUAGGGAGUGGCAGUUCAAGGGCUAAGGACAUCUGAAACUAUGUCAGUACCAAGCAUUUUUCAUAUCUCAUAGAAAACUAGAAUGGGUGUUUAACUGGAAUGUAGUUGUGUUGUCUUGUAAGUGGUUGUCAUACUUUCUGGAAAUCAGUAUGGUUGGCAUCUUUAAAGUGAAACUGUGAGACAUUGAGCCACAGCUAUUGUGCCUUUUCAAGUUGUGACCAUGCAAAUGCAAUGAUUGACUUUGAAAGGUC
Hordeum vulgare subsp. vulgare (domesticated barley) is the source of this 722-nucleotide messenger RNA. RefSeq names its product anaphase-promoting complex subunit 11. NCBI's taxonomy places the organism in Eukaryota, Viridiplantae, Streptophyta, Magnoliopsida, Poales, Poaceae. Gene Ontology annotation, cellular component: nucleus; anaphase-promoting complex. Gene Ontology annotation, molecular function: cullin family protein binding; zinc ion binding; ubiquitin protein ligase activity. The record is from RefSeq and is a predicted model, not a curated record. The transcript has 2 exons. Gene Ontology annotation, biological process: protein ubiquitination; anaphase-promoting complex-dependent catabolic process; positive regulation of mitotic metaphase/anaphase transition. Bases 243 to 497 code for a protein of 84 amino acids.